CAUGGAGGAAGAAGAUGAGUCUCGAGGGAAGACAGAGGAGUCGGGCGAGGAUCGUAGCGAUGGUCCGCCAGACAGAGACCCUGCACUUUCUCCUUCUGCCUUUAUCCUGCGGGCCAUCCAGCAGGCUGUGGGAAGCUCCCUGCAGGCAGAUCUGCCAAAUGAUAAAGAUGCUUCUCGGUGUCAUGGCCUUCGAUGGAGGCGCUGCCGGAGUCCACGGUCAGAGCCCCGUUCCCAGGAAUCAGGGGGCACUGACACGGCUACUGUGUUGGACAUGGCCGCAGACAGCUUCCUCGCGGGGCUGGUGAGCGUACUGGAUCCCCCGGACACCUGGGUUCCCAGCCGCCUGGACCUGCGGCCUGGCGAAAGCGAGGACAUGCUGGAGCUGGUGGCUGAGGUUCGAAUCGGGGAUAGGGAUCCCAUCCCUCUGCCUGUGCCCAGCCUGCUGCCCCGCCUUAGGGCCUGGAGGACGGGCAAAACGGUUUCUCCACAGUCUCACUCUUCUCGACCCACCUGUGCCCGCCACCUCCUCACCUUGGGCACAGGCGAUGGGGGCCCUGCCCCACUCCCAGCCCCCUCCUCUGCGUCCUCCUCCCCUUCUCCUUCCCCCUCAUCUUCCUCCCCUUCGCCUCCCCCUCCUCCCCCGCCCCCUGCCCCCCCAGCUCCGCCCGCCCCCCGGUUCGAUAUCUACGACCCCUUCCACCCCACCGACGAGGCCUAUUCCCCGCCGCCUGCUCCGGAGCAAAAGUACGACCCCUUCGAGCCCACGGGCUCCAACCCCAGCUCAUCAGCGGGGACCCCCUCACCGGAGGAGGAGGAAGAGGAGGAGGAGGAGGAAGAAGAGGAGGAAGAGGAAGACGAGGAGGAGGAAGAAGGCCUGUCACAGAGCAUCAGCCGCAUCUCGGAGACGCUGGCGGGCAUCUACGAUGACAACAGCCUGAGCCAGGACUUCCCAGGUGACGAGAGCCCCCGCCCGGACCCUCAGCCCCCGCAGCCGACUCCAGCCCCCGGAACGCCGCCCCAGGCGGACUCCACGCGGGCUGAAGGAGCCCCCCGGCGCCGCGUGUUUGUGGUGGGGACCGAGGCGGAGGCCUGUCGGGAAGGCAAGGUCUCGGUGGAGGUGGUGACGGCCGGGGUGCCGCCCUCCAUCCAGGACCUCACGGACCACGACCUCUUCGCCAUCAAGCGGACCAUCACGGUGGGCCGGCUGGACAAGCCCGACCCCCGAGGGCCCUCUCCGGGCCCCCCCGCUUCGCCCAAGCGCGAGGUCCUUUACGACUCGGAGGGGCUGAGCGACGAGCGGGGCGGCAAGAGCAGCGAGAAGGACCGGCGCCGCUCCGGGGCCGCCUCCUCCUCCUCCUCUUCCCGGGAGAAGGGGUCUCGUCGCAAGGCGCUGGAUGGGGGGGACCGGGAUCGGGACAGGGACAGAGACAGGGACAGAGACAGGUCAUCCAAGAAGGCCCGGCCCCCCAAGGAGUCGGCGCCUCCCUCAGGGCCCCCGCCAAAGCCCCCGGUCAGCAGCGGCUCGGGCUCCUCGUCUUCGUCCUCGUCCUGCUCCUCCCGGAAGGUGAAGCUGCAGUCCAAGGUGGCGGUGCUGAUCCGCGAGGGCGUCAGCAGCACCACGCCGGCCAAGGAUGCCGCGUCCGCCGGCCUGGGCUCCAUCGCGGUCAAGUUCAGCCGCGACCGCGAGAGCCGCUCCCCCUUCCUCAAGCCCGACGAGCGGGCCCCAGCCGAGGUGGCCAGAGCAGCUCCGGGCAGCACCAAGCCCAAAAAGACCAAGGUCAAAGCCAAGGCUGGGGCCAAGAAAACCAAGGGGACCAAGGGAAAGACCAAGCCAUCCAAGACCAGGAAAAAGAUCCGCAGCGGAGGUGGCAGCGGGGGCAGUGGCGGCCCCGGGUCGCUGAAGAAGUCCAAGGCGGAUAGCUGCAGCCAGGCAGCGGGAGCCAAGGGGGCCGAGGAGACCUCCUGGUCCGGGGAGGAGCGGGCAGCCAAGGUCCCUAGCACCCCGCCCCCCAAGGUGGCCCCUCCGCCCCCUGCACUCACUCCUGACUCACAGACCGUGGACAGCAGCUGCAAGACACCUGAGGUCUCCUUCCUGCCCGAGGAGGCCGCAGAGGAGGCCGGGGUCCGGGGUGGGGCAGAGGAGGAGGAAGAGGAAGAAGAGGAGGAGGAGGAAGAGGAGGAGGAGGAGGAACAGCAGCCUGCCACCACCACGGCCACCAGCACAGCUGCAGCCGCCCCAAGCACUGCCCCCAGCGCGGGGUCCACAGCCGGCGACUCCGGGGCGGAGGACGGCCCGGCUCCCCGCGUCUCCCAGCUGCCCACGCUGCCCCCACCCAUGCCCUGGAACCUGCCGGCUGGUGUGGACUGCACCACCAGCGGUGUCCUAGCCUUGACUGCACUUCUCUUCAAGAUGGAAGAAGCCAACCUGGCAAGCCGUGCAAAGGCCCAGGAGCUGAUUCAGGCCACCAACCAGAUCCUCAGUCACAGAAAGCCACCCUCAGGUCUGGGGGUGACCCCAGCUCCUGUGCCCACCUCUCUGGGUCUGCCCCCUGGCCCUUCCAGCUACCUGCUUCCUGGUAGCCUCCCCCUGGGAGGCUGUGGCUCUACCCCUCCCACCCCCACCGGGCUGGCUGCCACAUCUGACAAGAGAGAGGGCAGCAGCAGCUCCGAGGGACGUGGGGACACAGAUAAGUAUCUGAAGAAGCUGCACACGCAGGAGCGGGCGGUGGAGGAGGUGAAGCUGGCCAUCAAGCCCUACUAUCAGAAGAAGGACAUCACCAAGGAGGAGUACAAGGACAUCCUGAGGAAGGCUGUCCACAAGAUCUGCCACAGCAAAAGCGGGGAGAUCAACCCAGUGAAGGUGAGCAACCUGGUGCGGGCCUACGUCCAGCGCUACCGCUACUUCCGCAAGCACGGCCGCAAGCCAGGAGACCCCCCAGGGCCCCCAAGGCCGCCUAAGGAGCCAGGGCCCCCCGACAAGGGCGGCCCGGGCCUGCCCUUGCCCCCUCUCUGAGAGUCUCAGCCACCCUUUCAUCCCUUGCCUCUUUGAAAUUCUGGACAUAUUUAUGGCUCCACCUCCCCACUUCCCUCCCCCAUCAGUGGGAUGAUUGGGGGAAGGUUGCUGUGGGGGAGAGGAGAGCCCCCUGCCCCACCCAGCCCAUGCCCAUCUCCCUGGCCCAGCCUGUCCCCAGUGCCCCUCCCUCUGUUCGUGCCCCUUCCCCGAUUUCAUUAAAGGUUUCAUGAAA
This is a messenger RNA of Carlito syrichta (Philippine tarsier), 3245 nucleotides long. RefSeq names its product SR-related CTD associated factor 1 (gene SCAF1). NCBI's taxonomy places the organism in Eukaryota, Metazoa, Chordata, Mammalia, Primates, Tarsiidae. Bases 2 to 3013 code for a protein of 1003 amino acids. The record is from RefSeq and is a predicted model, not a curated record. The transcript is spliced from 11 exons. Gene Ontology annotation, molecular function: RNA polymerase II C-terminal domain binding.